Oryzias melastigma (Indian medaka) is the source of this 2676-nucleotide messenger RNA. Its product is annotated as RNA-binding protein 38. Gene Ontology annotation, molecular function: RNA binding. Gene Ontology annotation, cellular component: cytosol. NCBI's taxonomy places the organism in Eukaryota, Metazoa, Chordata, Actinopteri, Beloniformes, Adrianichthyidae. Bases 795 to 1529 code for a protein of 244 amino acids. The record is from RefSeq and is a predicted model, not a curated record. The transcript has 4 exons.
UUAUUAGUAGAAAUGUUACUUUAAGAGAACUUGGUGCUAAAACAACUGGAUGAGAACUUUGUUGUUCUCUAGCAUCUGCUUAUUGUGUUGUAUUUAUAAUCAUAUUUAUGUUUAAUAUGCAUAAAAGUUAGUUUCAAACUCAAUUAUAUGAUAGAUCUGUGGGGCAAAAAGCUGAAGAUAUCUUAAGUUUCAAUAUACUUUCUUGGUUUAUAAAAGGAAAAGUGAAAUUAUUUUUUAUUGACUGGUGGGGAUUUCUGCUCAAGAAUAAUGUGUUUUAAGAUAAAAUGUCAGCUAGGAGGUAAAUUUAGGUUAUUUCACACGACAUUUUUAUUUUUUUUUUAAAUCGAAAUAUAUAUAUAUUUAAUUUCAGCAAAGCGGUCUGUCAUUCGGUGAAGCUGCUUUCGAAGACUUCUUUGUUAAAAAGACAAAAGCAGGUGCAGGAAAGGCUGCACCAAUGGGAGGAGAUGUUACAAAAGUGGUGCCACCCUGAUUGGCUAUUAGUUGCCUGGGAGGCGGGGCCUUUUUCCUUUCGUAUAAAUGUGCGGCAGCACAUUCGCUUUGAGUGGUCAGAACGCCGGCAGGUUGGGUGACGUCGCGAGGAUUCACGCCGCGUGAAUUUCAGGCGUCAUCAGGUUGUUGUAACUUUGCUCAGCCAGACCGGGAGGAACAUUUAUCGUAUUUUUUAACAAAGUCGAGUAAAAAGUUUUGGAUCCGGUCGGUUCCGCAGAUGCCGGGACUUUUUUGAGGCGAAAGUGUUGAGCGCUCCUCCUCGGUCUGACCUCCCCGGCCGUCCAAUGCUUCUGCAUCAGUACAUGAACGGAUCCCUGGACGUCAUGCAUCCCACGUCGCUUCAGAAAGACACCACUUUUACCAAAAUCUUCGUGGGGGGGCUCCCGUACCACACCAACGACGCCUCUCUGAGAAAGUACUUCGAAGCCUUUGGGGACAUUGACGAGGCGGUGGUGAUAACGGACAGACAGACCGGCAAAUCCAGAGGAUACGGCUUUGUAACCAUGACGGACCGAGGAGCAGCAGAAAGAGCCUGCAAGGAUCCAAACCCCAUUAUUGAUGGCAGGAAGGCCAACGUCAACCUGGCUUACCUGGGUGCCAAACCCCGAAGCAUACAGACAGGCAUAUCCCUGGGAGUCCAGCCCCUUCACCCGGCGCUCAUCCAGAGGCAGUAUGGGUUAACCCAGCCGUUCCUCUACCCACAAGCAUAUGUGCAGCCCACCCUGGUGCUGCCCACUCAGGUUUCCUCCUCCGUCAGCACCAGCCCCUACCUGGACUACAGCGCCGCCUACACCCAGUAUGCCCAGGCCGCCUUCGAGCAGCAGUACCCGUACGCCGCCUCCCCGGCCGGCUUCCUGAGCUACAACUACGCCACCAGCCCCACGGCCGCCGCCGGCCCAGCCGCCGCCUCCACCGCUCCGGCCACAGUGCACCCCACCCUCCCCUCUGCCACCGGCCCGGCGGCAGCCUUCCUGCACUACACCCCGCAGCAGCACAUCCAGCCGGACCGCAUGCAGUGAGCGGAGAGGGGGGGAGCAUGCAGGAGGUGGGGAGGAGGUAGUGGUCGCUGACUUCAUUUUUGUUUGGGAUAGUGGACUUGACACCCCCUCCUCCCCCUCCUCCUUGGUGCUGUCGUCAGCCGCACCUUUCAGGUAAAAAGGGUGGGACUCUUGCACUAUCCCAUCAGGAUGAGCUCUGGGAAUGGGGAGGGGGCAGAUGGAGUUCAGGUUGUGAAGCUAAACAACAUACAGUAUGUGGUUGCUUCCAAGGGCUUCCAGAAGGUCACACUUCGCUUUUUCAUAAUCAUUAUUAUUAUUAUUAUUGUUAUUAUUAUUGUUAUUGUUGUCGUCCUACUUUAUAUUAUUAAUGUCAUCGUCUGUUCGUCAUUUUCUCCAUGACCCGCCUCAGUCAGACUGGGAGCUGUCCUGCCAGUCUGAGAUAUGUGUUGGAUAAGGUGGACACCACUGCUGCAGGACAUUUGUGUGAAUGAUGGAACCAUCUGCAGCAUUUCACCCCCCUGCCCAGCAUUCAGCUCAAUGACUCUGAACCUGUGAGACACAGGAAUACCAGAACUCCAUGAUUUUCUUUUUUUUUUAAUCAUUCGCUCUAUUCAAGAGGCCUUAAUUUCAGAAAAAGUAAAGCGCCCCUUCCAGGAGCGCGGAGCCCCCUGCGACUGACCUGCUCUCAGCAUCAUCACGGAUGUGACCUGAGGUGGGAUAAGUUCAAGCGGCAAUAGAUAAUCACAACGGAGGGGCGGGGUCUGAGAGCUUUUGUGCAUCAAUGAUAAAAGGUAGCGGACACUGAGCUUAAAUAUCAGUGUUUUAUUUCUUUUUUUUUUUCCUUUUCUCAGUGAUUGUCAAAGUGUUUCUUCUGAAAGGACUUUUAUGUACAGCAUUUUAAGAUGUCAGUCAUCGCGUACAAACUUACAAUAUUUAUAAGUAGGUAUUUAUAAGAGGUACUAAAUUAAAAUAGCUUUUUUAUGUUUAUUUUAGUGGUGGCUUUAAUGCCAUUUAACAUAUUGCUGCAGAUACACACAUUCUUUGUCCUGUUCUAUAUAUAUAUAUAAUUUUUUUUUUUUACUUUUGUUUUUUCCAAGAUGAAUGUCUUUUACAGUUCCUUCAAACAAGCCAUACCAAAAAAAGAAUAAAAGGAUUUGUAUUUAAAGGA